Molecule: messenger RNA, 501 nt
Organism: Rhinocladiella mackenziei CBS 650.93
Lineage: Eukaryota; Fungi; Ascomycota; Eurotiomycetes; Chaetothyriales; Herpotrichiellaceae
Exons: 1
Coding region: 1-501 (166 amino acids)
Source: RefSeq, a predicted model, not a curated record
AUGUCCAAACAAAAUGUUGGCAUUGAGGUUACAGACGGGCCCAGACGAGCUGGUCAUAGUAGCAAGGGUAGAUGUGAUGUUGCGCUCGAUGUUGUCGUGGUCAAGAAUGAUGUCGUCGACGUUGUACAACUUUCGGCAGAGGUCGUGGAAGAUGUGCUGCUUUCAGUAGUAGAGGUUAAUGUUGAAGAUGCUGUGGUACUUUCGGUGGCGGACGACCCGGGAACGGUAGUGCUAGAGCUGGACGAGGAUAUUGAACCAUCAAUAGAACCAAUCCCAAAACUUGAUGAUGACCAUAAGGUCGUGGUAUCCAGAGUUGCCGACGACCUGGACGAAGAGGUCGUCGAUCCAUCGAUAGGGCCAACAUCAAAGCUAGAGAAUGACGAUGCGGUGGAGCUUUCCCUUGUUGACGAGGUCGAGGUUGGAGCGGAAGUGGAAGUGCUCAAGCUCGAUGAAGAUGGCGUGGGUUCUACCAAUAGGUCUGGCACUGAAGCUUGGAGAUGA